UUUUCCUACUGGAUUGCACCGUUUGCGAAUAAACAAGCGGAACUUAUGAUAGCCCCGCACAAGUUGCCUGAAUUCUAUGAAAUGAUGAAGCAGAUGCAAAUACCCUAUACAGUUUUUAUUGAGAAUGUUCAGACAUUAAUCAAUCGGGCAGCUCCUGCGAGUGCAUCAUCGACAUUUGAUUUUAAAAACUAUCACACAUUAGACGUAAUUAAUAAAAAUCUAGAUGACACAGCGAAGCAAUAUUCCAAAUUUGUGCAAACUGUUGUGGGCGGCCAGACGUAUGAGGGACGUCAAAUCAAAGGCGUCAAGGUUUCCUUUAAAGCUAAUAAUCCUGGAGUCUUUAUUGAGGGUGGUAUUCACGCUAGAGAAUGGAUCUCGACAGCAACUGUCAUGUACAUCCUACAUAAAUUGUUGAAAAGUGACAAUCCAGAGAUCAGAGCUCUGGCUGAGAGCUACGAUUGGUAUAUCUUCCCAUCGUUCAAUCCCGACGGAUACGUGUACACACACACCAAAAACCGAUUAUGGAGAAAAACACGUAAACAGUAUAGUUUCUUCUGUUAUGGCAGCGAUCCCAACAGAAACUGGGGUUACAAAUGGAAUACUGGAGGCGCUAGCAAUUCUGCAUGUUCCGAAACCUACGCUGGAAGUGCACCAUUCUCCGAAAUUGAGACAAAGACCUUGUCCAAAUAUAUUGAUUCUAUUUCCGAUAAAUUGUACGCUUAUAUCGCGUUCCAUAGUUACUCGCAACUGUUGUUGAUCCCAUAUGGUCACACAACGGCUCAUCUUGAUAAUUAUGACGACUUGGUAA
Molecule: messenger RNA, 808 nt
Organism: Acromyrmex echinatior (Panamanian leafcutter ant)
Lineage: Eukaryota; Metazoa; Arthropoda; Insecta; Hymenoptera; Formicidae
Product: zinc carboxypeptidase
Biological process (GO): proteolysis
Molecular function (GO): zinc ion binding; metallocarboxypeptidase activity
Source: RefSeq, a predicted model, not a curated record